GGUAAUCCAGGCUGAUGGGGAGUUAGAUGGGGAUGUUGGACAUCGUGUUGGAGUGGCUUGGGCCAAAUGGCGGUUAGCUUCAGGGGUUUUGUGUGAUCUGAAGAUUUCGCCCAGGAUGAAAGGUAAGUUCUAUCGAUCCGUAGUCAGACCUGCUAUGUUAUAUGGGACAGAGUGUUGGGCGGUUAAGAAGACUCAUGUGCGUCGUCUGCAUGCGGCGGAGAUGCGGAUGUUACGAUGGAUGUGUGGGAAGACAAGGUUGGAUAGGAUUCCGAACGAAGUUAUCCGACGUCAGGUGGGCAUGGCGCUAGUGGAAGAUAAGUUGCGGGAAACAAGGUUGAGAUGGUUUGGUCAUGUGAGACGGCGGGAUGCUGAUGCCCCUGUUGAGCCGGGGGUCUCUUGGAAACAGCCUCCCUACUUUCGAGUAGGGGUAAGUGAGAUAAAUAUUAAGAACAAUGAGGUGAAGUACUCAUUGCAUUCAAACAAAGCCUUUGUCUUUGAUCUUAAUGUGUCAUUCGAGGAGGUCUUCGAUGAACUCCUCGAUGCUAUUGGUGGAGAUAAUCUCAAUUCAAUCAAGAGAAUUUGGGGAAAAUAUCCCAAAUACAAGGAUCGAGUAUAUGCCGCUUCAUGCCCUUUCCCCAUUUCCGAGGAGCGAACAUGGAGGUGUUUUGUUCAAAAGGCAACUAAGCAAUAUGAUGAACUUGAGGUGUACCUAGAUGCACACCAAGUUGAAGUCCAGGCUCGCGAGGAAGAAGAAAUAGCCGCAUCCUAGGAGGAGGAAAUGGAGGAAGAGCAAAACCACCACCACUAAGAACAACAAAGUUGGGGAACACAUCAAUUUUCAUGUCAACAUGGCACAACACAUGGAUGAUGAAGAUGACUCUAAUGAUCCUAUGUACGUUGAUAAUUUAGAUCAUGAGAGUUCUUCUGAUGAGUCUUAAGUAUCUGGAUGGGUCUCUAUGUACACACCGGACGUGUACACAGAGGAGCCUAUCAACAUUGUUAAUUCUAUCGAUGUUAAAUAUGCAAUUCCAAAUAUUCCGGUUCAUAGGCACGUUGAAGAAGUCUCACUACAACCAACGUUCCGUAUCCCUGAAAUUCAAAUUGGAUAUCGCUAUGGUAAUUUCAAAAGCCUUCAAUUUGCGGUGGCACUAUGCAAUAUUGCGGAGCAUAGACAUUUCCAGACUAUGUCAAAGCGUCGUAAUUAUUAGCGAAUGAAGUGCUCGUAUCCGG
Messenger RNA from Cuscuta campestris, 1230 nucleotides. Lineage: Eukaryota; Viridiplantae; Streptophyta; Magnoliopsida; Solanales; Convolvulaceae. The record is from the annotation of a GenBank genome assembly.